Molecule: messenger RNA, 396 nt
Organism: Peronospora matthiolae
Lineage: Eukaryota; Oomycota; Peronosporomycetes; Peronosporales; Peronosporaceae
Source: the annotation of a GenBank genome assembly
AUGCUAAUGGACGAAACCUACACAGCAAGUCAAUUGCAGGAGCACGAGAUGAAGAUUUAUCUGAGCGAGCAGUUGGUGCAAAGUGGCGAGAAGGAGCGACUGAAGGAGAUGCUGCGUCUCGAGCUCGUGCAGUGCGGCUGGCACGAAGAAAUGAAGCAGUUGUGCAAAGACGUGAUUCGGAACAAAGGCAUCGAAUGCGUGACAGUAGAGGAGUUGAUUGAAGCGAUCGUGCCACGCGGAAGAGCGUCAGUGCCCGAAGCCGUAAAGAGCGCCACUCUCGAGAAGAUCAAGACGUUCGUUGCGAACGAAAUUAACGACAACGAGGCGACAACGACGAGCGGAAGAAAAAAGAACGGUCAGCAGCUGGUGGACGUCGACGAUGGUGCGACCGACUAG